Molecule: messenger RNA, 2158 nt
Organism: Aphanomyces astaci
Lineage: Eukaryota; Oomycota; Saprolegniomycetes; Saprolegniales; Verrucalvaceae
Exons: 6
Coding region: 22-1980 (652 amino acids)
Source: RefSeq, a predicted model, not a curated record
GAUGAUCCGAAAUACUCCAAAAUGGCGGAGACUUCGCGGAGCCGCCUGAACUCUGUGCAUGCGCUCGUGGAUGAGAUCCGCGUGCGCACAGGAGACGAGACGAGUGACCAUGUGAGCUCUCUAUGGGAGAAACUGCAGUCGCAUGGACUGAACGACACGGAUGCGUGGCUGUGCGGAGCGCUGAUGCAGCGCCUUGCUCUCGCGGCAUGUGCCCCGAACUGCAAGUCGUCAGGCCAUAUCGAGAUCAUUGGGAAAAUCAGCCAAGAAAAGCAAUCGGUUGAAAUAGAUCGCGUGCACAUUAUCAGUGCACAGUGCGGAGCCCUUCGUCUGCUGCAUGCGGUCAAGCCGAUGGUGGUCCGUCCACAUGUAAACCCCGCGCAGUUCAUUCCAGUGGUCCGCCAAAGCAUGAACCUCAUGGACGAGCGCAAGCAGCGCGAAGAAGUGCUUAAGAUUUGCCGUGACGUCUUGAUUGCGAGCGAUCUCCAGGCGGAAGCUCAAGCCAUCUGCCUCGAGUUCUUGCACGACGAGACUCCUGGGAUCCGUUUGAUUGCCAUCGACGGCCUCCUAGCCCUCGCAACCUCCUCUCGACACACGGAACUCCCGCGCUCCCUAGUCGCGUCCGUGGCUUCGAUCCUCUUUGACGCCACCUCGAGCGGUUCUCCCACGAGCCGCGUCGCUGCCCUGCGCCUUCUCCGUGUGGUGGCCCUGCAGCACAAAGACGCGUCGGUCCUCUCGUCCUUCUACAUGCACGCGAUGGAUCGAUCGCACGUCGUACGUCGGGAAGUCGCGCUGUCGCUGCGUCAUUUCCAUGACGUGGCAUCACCAAACGCGAUCGCGCAAUGGUUGCUCAAGACGCCGCUGGACGACGGACAGCCACACGUUCCUACCGAGUUGGUGGCCACGGGCGUGUUGCUGUCGUUGCUGGAAGACCAACAUGACGAGGUUCGGGAGGAAGCGUCCCGCAGCAUCGUCGCCCUCGCCCGCCUUUGCAAGCCGCACCUGCAUGUGGCCGCGCUAGAGAACUCCAUCACCGCGCAUGCAGACUUGGUGCAUGUAGGCGCGUCGUUGUCGGCCAAACUCACCAUCACGCUGUCGUUGGCGUCGUUGUUGAAGUGCCACAAUACCCAUCCAUAUGCGUUCACAACCGAACAGAUGGAUUAUCUGUUUACAAAUCCCCCGACGGACGUGCCGCACGUGGUGGCGCUGAUGUCCGUGCUCGCCACGUGUUCUCUCGAGCACCUUUUGCAUGCGAAUCGAGCUGUCGACUGGCUUGCCGCCAUCUCCCACCUGUUCUGGCCACCACCAACCGUCUCUACUCCAACGGCUAAUCCCAUACUUUGUCGAACUUCUGCGUUGCAAACCCGACUGCUUGCGCUGACAGCGGUCGUGGGUCGUGACGUCGCGCCGCUGGUUCGUCUAGACGCUUCCCUUGGAGAUCGUUUGCGUGCUUUGCAGCAUGUACCCCUCCUUCGAGCGUUGGGAACGGACACGACACAUGUAUGUGCGACACCGUUAUUUGUGACAGCGUCGGCGCCACACCCAGUCGACAUAGAACCUGCACAUGCCACGGUCGUGUGUCCUGCACCUAUGGCGUCCUAUGCGCCAGGCUGGCAGCAACAUGUCGUCGUGACCGCGCUAGUGUACGGCGUCGACGACCCCACAACCCUCGCCAUCAAAAUCCUGGUGGAGCCCGACGGGUCCGACGCUCCGAUGGUUGUGCUGCAGGAGGUCGUUCCAAGGGAUAUCACGUGGCAAGACCGACGGGCGUGGGUCGUUUGCUGCCGCGUUCCUGUGACGAUGCCAGCCGCGUUGGAUUGUUCCGUAAAAGCACUGGUUUGUGUAACGUCGUCGCAGGACCAGGUCCAGGCGAUGGGACCGGCCGUGGUUGUGGGGGUGACCCGGCAGACUCUGCCCAACAUGUCGCCCGUGCCCCAUCAACAGCAGCAGCUUCGAGUGCCAGAAUCGUCGCAUAGAAUGUGACAGAGUAGUCUUCGAGAGACUUUUAGUAUCCUCAACCAUUCGUAUGCAUCGACAAGGAUGAAUGUUCGAGUCAAUCAUCCUACGUUCGCCUUGAGAGUACGCUCGAUAGAUGAUGCCUGGCGACAACUGGGAACGACGAGGUUGGCCAGGACAGUAACAACAAUAUUAGACUAGUGGA